This is a messenger RNA of Ornithorhynchus anatinus (platypus), 1092 nucleotides long. Its product is annotated as olfactory receptor 1361-like. Gene Ontology annotation, biological process: G protein-coupled receptor signaling pathway. The record is from RefSeq and is a predicted model, not a curated record. Bases 1 to 1092 code for a protein of 363 amino acids. Gene Ontology annotation, molecular function: olfactory receptor activity; G protein-coupled receptor activity. The transcript is spliced from 2 exons. NCBI's taxonomy places the organism in Eukaryota, Metazoa, Chordata, Mammalia, Monotremata, Ornithorhynchidae. Gene Ontology annotation, cellular component: membrane.
AUGGGGACAAGAAACCAGACCAGCGGCUCCACAUUCACACUCCAAAGCAUCACCAACGCUGAGCAGCAGCGGCUCCUCUUUGUGCUCUUUCUGGGUCUGUACCUGGUCACCGUGGUAGGCAACCUGCUCAUAGUCCUGACCAUCCGGACAGACUCCCGCCUCCACUCCCCCAUGUACUUCUUCCUCGCCAACCUGUCUCUGGUAGACAUAUGCUUCUCCUGUACCACUGUGCCUAGCCUGCUGGGGACGCUCUUCACUGGACACCAGGACAUUUCUUACGGUGGCUGCCUGGCCCAGAUGUAUUUCUUCAUUGCCUUUGGGAUCACUGAGAGCUGCCUCCUGGCUGCGAUGGCCUAUGAUCGCUACUUGGCCAUCUGCAACCCGCUGCUUUACUCAGUGGUCAUGAGCCCUCAGCGUUGUGUCCUGCUGGUGGUCACCUGCUGGCUGGUCUCUCACCUCCACUCCCUGCUGCACACCCUCCUGAUGACCCAGAUGACCUUCUGUGCCUCCCGUGAAAUUCCUCUCUUCUUCUGUGAUGUCUUCCCCCUGCUGAAGAUCUCCUGCUCUGAUCCCCACAUCAACUUCCUUGUGGUGUACACAGAAGGGGCUGUCAUAGUCAACAGUGCCCUUCUGAUGGUCCUGGCCUCCUACGCCCAUAUUGUCCCCGCUGUUCUGCGGGUGCCCUCGGCCCAUGGGAAGCGCAAGGCCUUCUCCACUUGCAGCUCCCACCUGGCUGCAGUCGGGCUCUUCUAUGGCACAGUCAUCUGGGUCUACUUCCAGCCAUCAUCCAGCUUCUCCUCUGAGCGAGACACCAUAGCCACAGUCAUUUACACAACCAUCACCCCACUCCUGAACCCCUUUAUCUACAGCCUGCGUAACAGAGACCUACACCGGGCCCUGCACUCCUGGCCCUGUGCAGAGGGAAGGAUGCAUCUCUUCAGCACAAAUCAUGGCAGCCCCCAGGGGUCGACCUACACUCUCUAUAUCUCAAUGGUCUGGGUCAGUGUUGUAGACAGUCCGACUGUGAUGGUCCUGACCAUCUUCAACAUCCACACCCUGGGGCAUCUCUUCCUCUGCACUUUAAGGCACUGA